Messenger RNA from Coregonus sp. 'balchen', 2645 nucleotides. NCBI's taxonomy places the organism in Eukaryota, Metazoa, Chordata, Actinopteri, Salmoniformes, Salmonidae. The record is from the annotation of a GenBank genome assembly.
CCUCACAACCGAUCGUGUCCUUCCGGGGUGUUGCCUAUAAAAAGAAAACACUGCCAAACCAAAUAACGUAUCUAGCGGUUGGGUUUUCUAGCUGAAACAUCACACCAUUGUAUGAGGUAUAAGGUUUUUCCUUUUCUUUUCGCAUCAAGAUCCAUCAUGACACUAACUCCCGAUGGAUGUAGCACGGAUUAACAUAAAAGAAGACUAGCUCUUUGAUCGCUUCGUAGGGGGGAAGAUGUCCAAUAUACUUGAUGCAGCGUCCAGAGUGAAAUGGGACCGGAAGACUGCAGCGAAGCGAGCUAUCUUUCUCGCGGCCGCUGCCUACGGGGUGAAAACCCUGUACCCCAUCGUCUGCAGACAAUUCGUGAAACGGAAAGAAUGCAAGAAUAACAGGGGGUCUAAAGGAGAGGAAAAUGGCUCGACGGUUGGCGUUAAAUCACAAACAGAUGCACUGAGUCAUAAAAAGUCGCCUGGGGUAAACGCUGAAUUUUUUAAGCAGAUACUUGAACUGAUCAAAAUCCUAUUUCCAAAGCUUGUCUCCAAAGAGCUCGGAUUGCUAUCUCUGCAUUCGGUCGCGUUGAUUUCCCGGACAUUUCUGUCUAUCUAUGUCGCUGGCUUGGAUGGCAAGAUUGUGAAAACAAUCGUUGAGAAAGAACCACGCAGCUUCAUCAUCCAACUGAUGAAAUGGCUCCUUAUUGCCAUCCCGGCCACAUUCGUGAACAGCGUCAUCCGCUACCUCGAGUGCAAGCUGGCCCUCGCCUUCCGCACUCGGCUAGUGGACCAUGCCUACACCACCUAUUUCACAGACCAGACCUACUACAAAGUCAGCAACAUGGACGGGAGACUGACCAACCCGGACCAGUCUCUUACCGAGGACGUAAUGAUGUUUUCCCAAUCCGUGGCGCAUCUCUACUCGAACCUCACCAAGCCCAUCUUGGAUGUGAUACUCACCUCCUACACCCUCAUCCAGACGGCCCGGUCCAGGGGGGCCAACGCCAGCGGGCCGACCCUGCUGGCCGGGCUGGUGGUGUUUUGCACGGCCAAGGUUCUGCGGGCCUGCUCGCCGAAAUUUGGAAAACUAGUAGCUGAGGAGGCCCACAGGAAAGGCCAUUUGCGCUAUGUGCAUUCCAGGAUAAUUGCCAAUGCAGAAGAGAUAGCCUUCUACAGGGGUCACAAGGUAUACAAGGAAGGAUGCAUGGUGGAUUUUGCUUGCAAAGUGACGAUGUAUUUAUUACAAUAGAAAUACCCAUGGGUUGGAUCCCUUGGAGUUGGAUCCAAUGCACACCCAUGACAUCAUAUCCAAUUCCCAAAAGUGAUUUUCAAUCAUUUGAUUGACAGCCUCUUUAUAUGCACUUAUUUUAGAUAAGACUGUCUGCAAGUGCAAAAUAACUAACAUACAAUGUGAAUGUAAUGUGAAAUAUAUUGUAAUACAUUUGUUGUAAAUGUGCUAUACUGUGUAGGCUAGAUACUUUUGUAUGUAAACUGCCUGUUUGUGUUUGUCUGUCCUGUGUGUGUCAGGUGGAGAUGCGUCAGCUGCAGAAGUGCUACCGGGCCCUGGCAGAGCAGAUGAACUUGAUCCUGUCCAAGCGUCUGUGGUACAUCAUGAUAGAGCAGUUCCUCAUGAAGUACGUGUGGAGUAGCUGUGGACUGGUCAUGGUGGCUGUGCCCAUCAUCACCGCUACCGGCUUCGCUGACAGCGGUAACAGUCAUCACAAGAUCAUCUUGUUUUCUUCUAAAGCCUCUUGUUUUCAAGUACAGCAUCUCCGGAGAAGAGGGAAUAGUUGUCAUGGUUUAUCUCUGUUUGUGCAUACCAGUAGGUAGCCUAUUCCGUCUUUCAUUUGAACCAAUUGACAUUUGAUUCUAUUUAGGUCAUUUGGUGCUGAUCUCACAUAGUCCAAAAACCUUUCCCUCUUCAUUUGCAUAUUCCACGUACAGUAGUAGAUGAUCAGCAUGUGUUAACCCACAGGAACCAACUAUCUCAAUGAUACCAUGUAGGUGUUACUCAAGUGAAUGGUGUCAAGGACUUUGUUGUGCUGAUAAGGGUAUAUUCAUCUUAUUGUCCCUAUUGUCCUGUUAGCUGCUAACUAACUGAAUGCUACUAUUGUCUCCACCAGUGGAGGCUGCUGAGGGGAGGACGGCUCAUAAUAAUGUCUGGAACGGAGUGAAUGGAAUGGCCUCAAACACAUGGAAACCAUGUGUUUGAUGUAUUUGAUUCCACGAGCCCGUCCUCCCCAAUUAAGGUGCCACCAACCUCCUGUGGUCUCCACCCCCAUCAGUGUCAUACACACUGAUAACAUGGCAACUAUUGGGUUUUUGGCCACAAAAAAAAGAGCAGUCUUUACAGUCUUACUGGUCUAAGCACAGAAUGGCUCUGUUCCAUUUCGGUCUUUAUUCCCUUUCCCUAGUUCCUCGGCCCUUCCUUAGGCCAUACCCCCUAGGUGUUCACAGAUCAGAAAGCCAAGGGGCUAGGGUCCCAGUAUGUCAUCUCAUAGUGUCUAUCCUUAAUUUCCCCUCUCACAGAGACUGCCGACGGUCAGACUCAGGUGCUGGUGAGCGAGAGGACAGAGGCUUUCACCACCGCACGCAAUCUCCUGGCCUCUGGAGCUGACGCCAUCGAGAGGAUCAUGUCCUCCUACAAAGAGGUG